This is a messenger RNA of Styela clava, 1191 nucleotides long. RefSeq lists its product as uncharacterized. The record is from RefSeq and is a predicted model, not a curated record. Gene Ontology annotation, molecular function: DNA-binding transcription factor activity, RNA polymerase II-specific; RNA polymerase II cis-regulatory region sequence-specific DNA binding. Gene Ontology annotation, biological process: regulation of transcription by RNA polymerase II. Lineage: Eukaryota; Metazoa; Chordata; Ascidiacea; Stolidobranchia; Styelidae. Gene Ontology annotation, cellular component: nucleus.
AUGAUUUCCUAUCGUCAUCCUCACCAAGCUCUAUGGAAUGCUCAAUUGACGCCAUUCGUUCGUUAUAAUUACGCUGGCAUUGCAGAUUUGGAAGAAAUAACAACAAGAAAAAGAAAGUUUUCGUCAGACAAAGGUUCAGAUCUCGUGAAAUCUGAAUAUGUAAAUCCGAAGACAAAAGUUGCCCAAAUUUGCAACGUUUCAAAGCAGUCAGAGCCAGUCGUCAAGGUAAACACUGACAAACGAAAAAAGAAAACUACUUUAUUCACCAUAGCCGCAAUACUGGGGCACUCGACCGAGGAAAGUCCAAGAAAAAAGAGAAAACUUCAGCUUACACAUCCAACAAAUAGAAAAGAUGAUUCAAUUGAUUCGGGAUUUUCGUCAUCUGGAGAAAAUGACGAAUCCAUUGUUGUUAGUACAAAUGACGACAGCGGAAUUUGUUUAAAUGAUUCCAAUGAGCAACGACAAGCACCAGGCAAAUUUCAGUCUGCUCAAUCGCAGCUAUACCAACCCAAGAUAGAAAACAUACGACCACCUUUGGAAAGCUUCAAUCACAUGUAUAUGCCUGUCAAUGGUGUACAAUAUUUUUAUCAAAGCUUCAACCGAUUUAGGCAACAAAACUCGAUGCCUAAACAUCAACAUGCUAUCUCAUAUGCACCGAUGCAAGCAAUAGCUUUCGUAGAUCAAGAAAUCCGGCCAAUUUCAACAACUUCCAGAUCUCAAAAAGCGGAAAGCAGUAAAAGAACAAGAACUACAUUUACUCAAAAACAAUUGGAACGUUUGGAAAUUGAGUUCAGCAAUCAUCAAUACAUGGUUGGAAUUGAAAGACGGGAACUUGCUAAAAAACUCAGAUUGACAGACGCGCAAGUAAAAGUUUGGUUUCAAAACAGAAGAAUCAGGUAUAGGAAUGAAAAGAAGCGAGAACCCGAAGAAGAAACCAAAAAACUCGAUAUCCUCAAACGUGAAGCGAGUAGAGAACCUUAAGAAUAUUUCUCUGUAGUAUAUAUAUAUAUAUGUAAGUUUCAAAGUUUCAAUCGCUGUUUUGUUAUCGUUUGUACAGUUCUUUUUGCACAAAAUUUUCAUAAAAUAAAAUUGUUCGAUGAUAUCUAAACAAAGUAUUUAUUUACCCCUGUGUGUGCAUAUAGGACAACCUUCUCCACGCCGAACCAAAAUCAACUCCUUGCGAGCCGAACA